AUGGUAGUGCCAUUUCCGAAGUAUCUUCCUGAUGAAGGCAUUGGUUCAAUGAGUCCUGAGCCAAGCAGUGCUACAAUUAUUGAGAAUCCUGAUCAUGCAAGGGAAAUGGUAGAAUUGCGUGUUCAACUUGGUCGUGAACGUAAGCUUCGGAUGGACUUGGAAGAGCAAGUACGUUCGUUACAAGGUCAACUGUAUCCUGAACCACAGCAAUUGGUACCACUGUCACUAAUGCAAGAGACUGCGGCUGCUGUUGCACAUCUUCAGGUUGUUUCUGGCUCUGCUGUACCUGCCAUUGGUCAGACAACAGUCGUCACAAGCUCUUCUCCUGUUCAUUAUAUGAGGUCGCCCUCCCCACAGAUGAUUCUACCACAUCCUGUGGAAAGUCCCCCUCCUACAUGCAUUGUUCGAGAUGCUGGCACACCCACUCCACCUCCUGCUCCCCCAGCUCUAUCUCCUCCCCCUGGUGUGGAACAGAGGCUACCAAGCAUCCUUGAGGCUGCAAUUAAAGCUGAGCCGAAGGUAGAAGUGGAAAGGUUGCCAUCUCCCAGUACUGCUUCUGAUGAUGUUACCCCUCAGUCGAGAUUGUAUGCUGCAAGCACAUCUCGUCAGAAUCUGGAGACCAUAGUGGAAGCUAUACGACACCUUGAGGGAGACCAGUUCAUCAAUGAUGGUCCAACAACAGCUGUCAGCCACACUAGUCCUGUGGGUGGUCACCAGUUGGUUGUGAGUGAACCUCAGUCACAACAUUUGGUGGAGCAGCAGCCCCAGGAAGCACCCCUGGCACUCACCACAACUCACAGGCACGUCAAGUUGGAGGUGAACCCUUCUUACCUUCACUUUCACCCUUCCACAACAGUGCAGCGGGUGAACACCAUGUCCACUUCAGUGGUAACGGCUCUUCAGCAGCAGAGACCAGGAGUAAUUGUCGUCAAACAUACGUGAUCUGUUGUUUCACUUUGACAUUUUCAUUUCUGCAUUACUGUAGUAUACCCACCUUUAAAGUAAUCCUUCUUGUUCAACUGUUGCUACUUAGUGUUCCAUUGUUACACUUCCUUUGGGGAGUAAUAUUUGAGACUAGCUCUGUUUGCUAAUUUUCUUCCAUAUUUGAUGCAUAUUCCAUUUCCAGUAGCAUAUUGCUGUGGUGGAGACGUUUUAUAAUAAUAAUAAUAAUAAUAAUAGUAAUAAUAUAAUAAUUAUGGAUUUUUUUUCCUCUGUCCCACUACAAAUUACAAUGAUUUUGAAUAGCUUUAUGUCCAUACUUACCCUUUAACAUAGUUGGCACUAUUUGUCGAUUUAAAAGGAGUAUGAUUAACAACACUUGUAUUAAGGAACCUUAUCAUAGCCCUCUAAAUUGUUCACUUUUUGUGUUUGAGUGCUAUAAUUGAUAGUUCCUGGGGAAAUUAUAAUAAUCUUACAAGUGUUCAGAACAUACUUGUUUUAAUCAGACAAUAUUGCAAUUGGUUUUAAACCACUUUUCUACCUCUACUGCGUCUUGGCUUCUGCUUUUUUAAUUAAUUUUCGUUUUCAAUAAUUUUAAUACCACCAGUUGCAAACAAGUUUUAUUUUAUUUUUUUAUUAUAAUUUUUUUUUUAAUUUAAAAAAUUGUUACUUGUUUAUGAUUUGAAUUUCAAUAGAGAUAAUUCCUUUUGUUUAUUAUCAAGUUAUAAUGUCAGGUAAAUGCAAAGUCAUCAUGAAAUUAAAAGUUCAUCUCUCUAAUGGUGGCUGAAAAUUUUACUGUUAAUGAGUUAUGAUAUAUGUAUCCAAAUGUCGUGACGACAACUAAAGCCAUUAUGUACAUGUACAGUAAAAAAAAUUGAUUUUGGAGCUAGGAACUUUUUCAGCAUACACAUCCGAAUUAUAAAAUAUUUUCAUAUGGAGAGUCACGCUAGGAAGAUGAACAUCUUAGAAAAAUCCAUGCCUGAUAAACAUUUUGUUUUAUUUACUAAUUGUGAAGAUCAAUACAUUAUUGUACACUUUUAUGCUUAAGAACUUCAUAUUAUUGAUCAUAUCACAAUAUACUUCAUAACAAUGAUAUGUUAAUCGUCAACUUGCCUUCAGUUUUGGGAAUUCUUCGCUCUUACCAUCAGUUUCCAAAGUGCACCAAAUAUGGUAGGAAGAAUUUUGGGAUAUAAUAAUCUGGUUCUCUGUAUUGACAUACUACUUCAAUAUAUAUACUUAAUUUUCUUUACUUCUAUUCCUUACAUGGUCUGGCAUGAAUAUUUUUGUAGUAACGAAAAGAAUGGGUUGACAUUUUCUUGUUUCAAAUCUAAAUGCCAUGGCAAUGCAAGUUAAAAAAAUUCUUCAGUUGUGACAACGCCGUGUUACUACUAUAGAAUUGAAUUAUUGACUAUUUAUCAACUUUUUCAAAUGGCCUUUUGUCUUGAGUUUAUUUUCACUUUGUUAGAGCAUUACCUGUGUGUUUUGUCAGUCAUAGUGUUAUAUGUGAUAGUGCACUGUCAGUUGUCGUAUAUUCAUGAUAUGACAUGUAAAAUGCUAACACCUAUUCUGCUCCAUAUUCACUAGUGAUGAGGCAAUUGUGGUUAUGAAGAAAUACAUAUGGGGUUGAUAUUCAUAAGAAAAUAGCCAUGUGCUCAAAUAAUUGACAUCAUACCGUAUGCAUUCUGAUUAUGUCUAUGGAAACAUUUUGGUAUCUUAUAGGUGUCGAUCUCAUAACUAUUUCAAUUAGACCAUAAUGCUGUAGGACAGGCACUGCAAUUUUCAAGCUGUAACAGCAAUUCAGUUGAUUCAGUUGAUUAGUGCACAUAUACACAUCUAAGCUAAUAUCACCUGCAAAGUUCUAGGGGAGGGGGAUCACUGUAUACGAGCUGUUGUGUUUGAAAUGUUUGUUAUCCACUGGAGAAAAUUCUGAAAAUAUUUAAAUUUAUUUUCAUUUAGAACGUUGGUACAAGUUGUUGAAUCUCUUCAGUUAAUUAAAUGAUAACAAUUUAUUUUGUAAAUCAUCAAGAAAUGCUUGUGGAAGAAAGCCAUGAUUAAUCAGUAAUGUUUCAGAAAAUUGUUAGGCUCAUUAACUGAGAAUUUCCAUUAAAUUUGAGAUUGCCUCAAUACAAGUUGUAGUUUGAAUAUGUCAUGUAAAAGUUGGGCAUGUAACUUCUGGACAUUUAACCCAUUCAUCAUUGGCAUAUUUCAAUUUCAACUGAGGUUUUAAUUAAUUGUGUGUGGAAGAAGCCAUUUUUCUUAUAACAUGCUCAUCUAAUUUUUUUAAUAUUGUGUUCCUAUUCCUCUAAUUUUUGCUACCAAUAUCACAAGCUAAAAUUAAUUAUAUCUUGAUGAUAUUUAGAAAUUUCAUAGGUUUGUGUUCUAAAUAUAUUUUGAUUUAUAUUCACAAUUGGGUAAUUUUAAACAAGACUGACUGACUGCUCAUUCAAAAGAUUAAAUAAUGAUGGAAAUUUUAUGGAAUGAGGAUGUAUUUUUAACAUCUCAUGGCAGUAGUGUGGGUACUCCUUACUCUAUUGUGAUAAAAGUUAAAUGUAAUUGUAAUUUAGAUUUAUCUCUUUAGUUCAGCAUUUCCUAAUUUUAAGCCAUCCUCUUACCAACAAUUUAGUCUUUAUCAGAAGUAUACUGUCCAAGUUAAAUUGUCAGUUAAAGAGUAGAUCAUUAAUUUCAGUGCAUUGUUGCACCUGUCUUAGUGGAAAUAAAUAAUUAACAGUUAAUUGCUAAGGCAAUAUUAAUACAGUUUUUGUGAAAUCGUAUAGGCUGGGGAUGUCAAACUUGCAGGCUGCAUGUGGUCUGCAAUAUGUAUUUUUGUUGCUAGUAGUGACCAAUAGUAACUAAUGAAUUCCUUUAUUGUAAUUAUGGUGCUGUUUACUCAAUAUUCCCCUAAUUGUGAGAAAUUAACUGAAAGCAACAAUAAGUCUGGCAAGAAUCUGAAUUUAGGAAUGUGGUUAAAAAUUUAUAUAAAGUAUCAAAAUACGAUGCUUAUCAAUUAAUAAUUUGGAAUUCUUAUAUUUGGUCGUGAAUUUAAGUUCCACGAUAUCAUUACAAUUUCAGCUUCUAUUUGUUUCAACUUGUUUUUAAUUUCAUAUUUAUUUAUAUAAAUAUACAAAAAACAGAAAUUUGAUAAAUUAGGGUAUAACAUAAAUACAUGUUGUAUGGCCAUUGUGUAUUUACUUAUUAGAAAUGUGGCCCAUGUCUGAUAAGUUUGACCCCCCUGAUGUAGGCACAAUGUUACUGUGCAACAUGAAAAAGUGACUAGUAAGCUUUCACCUGCUAAAGGUCAUUCUUUAUAACCAUCCUAAAAGUGUCUCCUAAUUACUAUUGUUAGUACAGGGCCGGACUGUGCCACCUAUCUGAUGAUCCAAAUGGCUAAUUAGAAAUUAAAUUAAUAAAAUUAAAAUUUUAUUAUUGUUAUAAAAAGUUUUCUUCUUUAUCCUUGUACUUUUGGAAAUAGCAUGCACUGAAACCAAUGAAGAAUUAUCAGAAAGUUUCAUUUUUUAGUUUGAAAGAGCUUCUGAAAUACUCGGAAUCAGGUAAUAAUUAAAAAUUGCAUGAUCUUGCAAGAAUUCUAAAUAGCUUGAUCAUGUGUUUGAAACAUGUGCUAUUAAUAAUUUUAAAUUAGUAAAAUAAAGUCAAAAUAAUAUUUUUAGAAUAUAUAUCUAUGUUAUGUUUUUGUGUCACCUUGUUGAAAAAUUCAAUAAUUAAACAUUUAUACAGAAAUGUGUAUAGUUCAAUCCACUUUGUUACAUUGUGCAUGGUGUGUUGUGCUGUAACUUUUACAAAUUUGUAACCAACCAUCAUUUUGUGAAUGUUGGCUAUGAAUAGUAUCCAUAUUAAAUACAAUUAUUGUGUUAUUGAUAUAUCUUAAAAUUCAUAUUGUAUUGAAAGAAUGAAAAUGGGGCCCGUCGGUUGCCAGUCCGACCCUGUGUUAGUGUUCAUGAUAUUCAAUGUAGUUGUUCAAAGUUUUUGUUCUUGUAUUCCAUAGUGAUGAAUGGUUCAUGUUGCAAUGUCUUUCCGUAUGCGCUGAAAAUGUCAGCUCUUAUAUAAUUGAUACCAGGACCACCCAAAUUACGCCACAGCUCUGUUUCACACUUGUGACUGGAGGUGUGGUCUUAAAGGUGAACUUUGAUGGUCACUUAUACUGUGGCAUUGUAAGCAACAAUCAGAACAUACAUGUAAUUUAAUGUAACACAAUAGAGAGCAUACCCAAAAAACUACUUUGACAUACCUUGAUUCUUACACAUUGGCUGAAAAGUCAUUAUUUAUUUGUCAUCCACACAAGUUGUGUACAAGAGAUGCCCAUAAUUUGCCCUGCUGGUAGUUAAUGAUAACAUAUUUUUUCUGCUGAUCUAUCUACAAAACAGAUCACACAGUCAUGUAAAUUAUCUGGACAUUUGUAAGGAAUCCAAUUGCUGAAAAUUGUUUCCAAAAGGAAAGUGCAUUGAGAAUACAGAACUACUAAUAUAAAAAUUAAAUGUUACAUUUAUGCAUUGGAUAAAGCAACAUAAAUUUUGUGCAUGAAUAUUUUUAAAAUGCAAUGGCUAUAAUUGAAGUUAAUGUUACACAAUUCAGUGUUGCGAGUAAAGAAUUUUUUUACCUGAAGAUGGUAAAACUAUCUGUAUCAGCCAGGAUUUUUCUCAUUGUUUGUUGUCAUGCUGCAUUAACUGAUCUGUGUAUUACGAACAUCACUAAGUUUCUAUUGAACUUCAUUAGUGAGAACUGUUUGUGUUAAAUUUUUGCAAUGUACUUUUUGAUGGUCUUGUGUGCCAUAAACAUGAUUGUACACCCAAUUCCAAGUAUUAUGCACUCCUUUAUGAUCCACAGUUUCAUGUGAAAAUAUUAAUAUCUAUGCCUUUUGAUUUCUUGAUCAUUUAAUUUGUCUGUGAUGUUCUAAAAUUUAAAUUAGGUGUACCAUUUUUAUAUGAUUACAGAAGUACCGUGAAAAUACCGUUGUAAAUACGAGGAAAAUUCUCUGGUUCAUAUUUUGCGUUCCCUUUUAUUACCAAAAUUGCUUGCUUUUCCUUGUACAUGCUUUCUUCAUCUGUCUAACCCUUUUCUCACUAAUCUUCCAUUCUCUCUUUGUACCUCUUCAUUUAUAAUCUUGCUAUUUCAGUCCUUAUUACGUAUUGAUACGAAGGGGAUCAAUUACCACUUCUUCCUCCACAUUUGCACAUGCAAGCACAUAAUCGCUUCUAAUUUUGUUCUCUGUAUCUGUAUUCUAUACUUCUGCUUAUUUGGUUACUACAUUCAAUACUCCAGAUUUUGUGAUUGCUGCGUAUGUUACAUCAAAUUUCUAUUCCACCCAAAUUUUUAGAUUCUUCACUUACAUCAUAUGAGUUUGAUUUACAUUACUUUAUAAAUUGAACUGGAGUUAUUUUCAUGUUAAUUUGUUUAGCAUAUUAAAUGAGGAUUGACCUUAUAACAAUGGAUAGUUUAUUAUGAACCGUGUUGGUAAAUUUAAAGAAUGUUGUUGUUUUUAUGAAAAGUAUGAGAUCGUGUAUACUUCAGGUAUUGGUCAGAUUAUAAAUCUUGCUUCUUGUGAAAUAUUGUGGAAGAAAUAAUUAUAUUCCCCGUUACACCCCCAUUGUAUUCUGACACAGCCGUUGACUUGCUUGAAACCUAGUUGUAAUGAUUUGCUUCUGUUGUCUGUGUACAAUAAAUUAAAAAUGAGAGCACUCAACUUGAGAGAAUAUGAGUGUUAACUGGAGGUUAAAUGUAUUGUUUCUUUCUGUAACUGUAUUGUUUCACAUAGGUGUAAACAUAUUAGAAUUGUGGCAUGAUAGGGUGUCAUGUUGGAAAAAGUAGUUACUAAAUUUGAAAAUGCAGGCUAAAGAAAAUAUUAGUACUUUCUGCUUUGGUAUUCAUAUACCAAUAUUUUUAUGAUAUCUUGCAGAAUAUGCCUGCCACAUACAAUACUUGGCUCCCUUUGUACUUGAGCUGCUGGCAUUCCUGUCUGCCCUGUUCCAUUAUUACUGUUUCAAUCAGAGGUUUAGAUUAUUGGAGUUUACAAAUUAAUGUAACUGGUGAAGGCAUGUUAAAAUUUCAUGUUGCAAUGUUCCAGCUCCAUUUAUGCAAGUUAAUGCUGCAGUAACAUGUAUCUAAAUUAUUUUAAAGAAAAUUUUAGGCAAUCAGAAUAACUUUUAGGAUUAUCUUUGAGUUUUUUCAAUUUCAAAUGGUUUCCGUUUUUACAAAAGUUGUUGUAUAGUCACAUAUGAUCUUUUAAAUAUAAAUUUGAAUCCAUUUGGAUUUACCUGAUGGUAUAACUUGUGUUAAUCACAAUUUUUAUUAAUAGCACUCAAUUUUAUCAUAUCCAAUUAAAAAGAAACAUCCUGUGCAGUGACUAUUGUUCUUGGUGGUAAAUACAUGUUACUGUUGAUUUUAUUUUGAUGAAUUCUUUAUCAUUGUGUAUAUAUUCUCUCUGGUACUAUCUUGCUCGAGUUUUCCAGUAGAAUGGCAUAUAUAAACUUUAUAAUAAAUUAAAAUGUAUCCGUUGGUGUAGGAAAUAGCUUUAUUGUUUCCUGGUUUAACUUACAAGACUUAAUUAAAAUGCGUUAUUUCAUUUUGUGGUUGACUUUCAUGUUACUAAGACUUGAUGUAAUUUGUAAUUUUUUUUUAAAUUUUUUAAUUAAAAAAAAUAUUUUCCUGCCUUUCCAGUGGAGUUUAGUCAUAGCCACAAUUUCUACCCAGUGAGUAAAUUAGUAGAUCCCUUUCAGGUAGCUUUGAGCUGAGGGGUUGGGCAGGGGUCAUCUCAUCUCUCCAUCAGUAUUUAUUUUUCAUGUGCAUUCAGUCUGUUCUCUGCAUUGGUUUUCGUGAUAUACUAAGUUGCAUCAACGAAUAUAGUUUUGAACAAAUUGUUCAGUUAAUUGUGGAUAAUUCCAUGACAUGGAACAGUGAGAUGUAUUAUACAUACUGGGUAGAAAUAAGGAUGUGGCUUCUAUUUAAACUUAAUAAUGCUGUGUGUUUUUUAUAUUAUAAUUAUUAUUAUAAUUACUAUUAUAUAUCAUAAGACUUGGCAUUUUGUGACAUUUUGUUCAAGUAAAGUUGUAGCUUUGUGAUUGACAUUUUGCUAUAAUUUUUCCUUCAAGACUUUUUUUUUAUUUGUAUAUAUAUUCAUUUAUAUGUAAUCGUAUGAAUGAGGAAGUAUGAGACUGUAGUCUUAAGACACAUCGUGUAGUUUUCAAUUGUUUACGAAUUCUCAUUUGCUCCAUUUGGCAUUUUGUAGAUGACUGUUAGUGUUACAGUUAUGUUGUACAGGUAUUUAAAAUUAUUUUUGUGUAAUCAAAUUUCUUAUUUGGGAAUGUUAUUCUCAAAUA
Messenger RNA from Gryllus bimaculatus (two-spotted cricket), 8267 nucleotides. The record is from the annotation of a GenBank genome assembly. Lineage: Eukaryota; Metazoa; Arthropoda; Insecta; Orthoptera; Gryllidae.